CCGAUUCCUACGGCCAAUGAUUUUUUGGAUAUCGUGCUUUCGAAAACGCAGAGGAAAACUCCAACUGUAAUUCAUAAACAGUAUAAAAUUGGGCGAAUAAGACAAUUUUAUAUGCGUAAAGUCAAAUUUACUCAAGAUAGUUUUGAUGAAAGAUUGAAAGCCAUUCUUGAAGAAUUUCCAAAACUUGAUGAUAUUCAUCCUUUUUAUUCAGAUUUAAUGAAUGUAUUAUAUGAUAAAGAUCAUUAUAAAUUGGCCUUAGGUCAAAUUAAUGGUGCACGUCAUCUAAUUGAUCAAGUUGGCAAAGAAUAUGUCCGCCUAUUAAAAUUUGGUGAUUCAUUAUAUCGUUGCAAACAAUUAAAAAAAGCAGCUCUUGGAAGAAUGGCUACCAUUAUGAAACGUCAAAAAGAUAGCCUUUUGUAUUUGGAACAAGUUCGACAACACUUGGCUCGGUUACCUUCAAUAGAUCCAAAUACCAGAACAUUAUUAAUUUGUGGAUAUCCAAAUGUUGGUAAAUCUAGUUUCAUGAAUAAGGUUACUAGAGCAGAUGUUGAUGUACAACCUUAUGCUUUCACUACAAAAUCGUUAUUCGUUGGUCAUACGGAUUAUAGAUAUCUAAGAUGGCAGGUAAUUGAUACCCCUGGUAUAUUAGAUCGUCCUCUUGAGCAGAUGAACACCAUUGAAAUGCAAUCUGUCACGGCCCUAGCGCAUCUUCGCGCGUGUAUCAUGUUUUUUAUGGAUCUUUCAGAACAAUGUGGGUAUAGUGUCACCGAACAGAUAACAUUAUAUCAAAACGUAAAACCACUUUUUGUCAAUAAACCAACAUUUAUUGUCAUAAAUAAAAUUGAUGUCACAAGACCUGAAGAUAUACCGGCUGAAGAACAAGCAAUGCUAAAAGAAAUUAGUGAAAAGGAUGAUGUUCAGAUAGUUCAAUUGAGUUGUCAUACUGACGAAGGUGUGAUGGAUGUGAGAAAUUUGGCAUGCGACAAAUUAUUAGCAGCUCGUGUUGAUUUCAAGCUGAAAGGUUCAAAAAUAAAUGAUGUUAUUAACAAGAUUCAUCUCGCUGAACCGGUCGCACGUGAUGAUAUACCGCGUCCCCCUCAUAUCCCCGAAGGAGUGAAAAGUCGACCUAAGUUUGACAUUAAUGAUCCUAAAAGGCCUAAAUUGGAAAGGGAUUUGGAGGCAGAAGGUGGUGAAAUGUACGAACUUAGAAAUCCAGACUGGAAAAAUGAUAUAAUUCCAGAAGUUAUAAAUGGCAAAAACAUUGCCGAUUUUAUUGAUCCAGAAAUUGAAGAAAAGCUAGAUAUUCUAGAGCGUGAAGAAGAGCGCUUAGAGGCUAAUGAAUAUAACAAUUCAGGGGAAGAUAUGAUAGAUUCCGAAGAGGAAGAAAUGAAUAAAGUCGCUGAAGCGAUCCGUGAAAAAAAGAAAUUGAUUGUACAGGCACAUAGAGCAAGAAAAAUGAUGAAAAACCGACCAAUUAUGCCGAGAAAGGCUACUAAAAGGUCCAUCGAUGAAAUGGAAGAGAGGUUAGGUCAACUAGGCCUUGAUACGAAUGCAGUUCGUGCACGUAGUCAGACAAGAAAACGCAAACGAUCUGAAUCUGUCGGUGUAGAAAUCGUUCGAGACUCGUUGAGCACUGCGAGAAACGCAUCUGUGUCUCGUGAUCGUAGUAGUUCUGGCAUGAACAUUAAGAAAAAGAUCGAAAGUGAAAAACAAAAGAAACUCGCACAACGAAAACCUAAUUUACAUGCUAAAAUUGGUGAAUCUGAUAGAAGUAUUAAAUCUAAGAAACCUAAGCAUUUAUACAGCUCCAAGAGUGGUAUUGGAAAAAGAGAUUGGCGUUAA
Scutellospora calospora is the source of this 1842-nucleotide messenger RNA. NCBI's taxonomy places the organism in Eukaryota, Fungi, Glomeromycota, Glomeromycetes, Diversisporales, Gigasporaceae. The record is from the annotation of a GenBank genome assembly.